Messenger RNA from Vicugna pacos (alpaca), 6131 nucleotides. NCBI's taxonomy places the organism in Eukaryota, Metazoa, Chordata, Mammalia, Artiodactyla, Camelidae. The record is from RefSeq and is a predicted model, not a curated record.
AUUUUUUUUUUUCACAGAAUAAGACCACAGCUUGCCAAAGAAAGAAUUGAAGGAUGCCAUAUUUGUACAUCUGUCACUCCAGGAGAACCUCAGGUCUUCCUAGGGAAAGAUAAAGCUUUCACUUUUGAUUAUGUGUUUGACCUUGACUCCCAGCAAGAGCAGAUCUACACUCAAUGUAUAGAAAAACUAAUUGAAGGUUGUUUUGAAGGCUAUAAUGCUACCGUUUUUGCUUAUGGACAGACUGGAGCUGGCAAAACAUACACAAUGGGAACAGGAUUUGAUGUUAACAUCAUUGAAGAAGAACAGGGUAUUAUUUCUCGUGCUGUUAAACACCUUUUCAAGGGUAUUGAAGAAAAGAAACACACUUCAAUUAAAAAUGGACUUCCUCCUCCAGAUUUUAAAGUGAAUGCCCAGUUCUUAGAGCUAUAUAAUGAAGAGGUUCUUGACUUAUUUGAUACCACUCGUGAUAUUGAUGCAAAAAAUAAAAAAUCAAAUAUAAGAAUUCAUGAAGAUUCAGCUGGAGGAAUUUAUACUGUGGGCGUCACAACACGUACUGUGAACACAGAAUCAGAGAUGAUGCAGUGUUUGAAGCUGGGUGCCUUAUCCCGGACCACUGCUAGUACUCAGAUGAAUGUUCAGAGCUCUCGUUCUCAUGCCAUUUUUACCAUUCACUUGUGUCAGACCAGAAUGUGUCCCCAAAUAGAUGCUGAAAACGCAACUGAUAAUAAGGUGAUUUCUGAAUCAUCCCAGAUGAAUGAAUUCGAAACUCUGACUGCAAAGUUCCAUUUUGUUGAUCUGGCAGGAUCAGAAAGACUGAAGCGUACUGGAGCGACUGGCGAGAGGGCAAAAGAAGGCAUUUCCAUCAACUGUGGACUUUUGGCACUUGGCAAUGUGAUAAGUGCAUUAGGAGACAAGAGCAAGAGGGCCACUCACGUUCCCUAUAGAGACUCUAAGCUGACAAGACUACUGCAGGAUUCUCUUGGGGGUAAUAGCCAAACAAUCAUGAUAGCAUGUGUCAGCCCUUCAGACAGAGAUUUUAUGGAAACUUUGAAUACCCUGAAAUAUGCCAAUCGAGCUAGAAAUAUCAAGAACAAGGUGAUGGUCAAUCAGGACAGAGCUAGUCAGCAGAUCAAUGCACUCCGUGGUGAGAUCACACGGCUUCAGAUGGAGCUCAUGGAGUACAAAACAGGUAAAAGAAUAAUCAAUGAAGAGGGUGUGGAAAGCAUCAACGACAUGUUCCAUGAGAACGCUAUGCUGCAGACUGAAAAUAACAACCUGCGUGUAAGAAUUAAAGCCAUGCAGGAGACAGUUGAUGCACUGAGGGCCAGAAUCACACAGCUCGUUAGCGAUCAGGCCAAUCAAGUCCUUGCCAGAGCAGGUGAAGGGAAUGAGGAGAUUAGUAAUAUGAUUCACAGUUAUAUUAAAGAAAUUGAAGAUCUCAGGGCCAAAUUAUUAGAAAGUGAAGCAGUGAAUGAGAACCUUCGAAAAAAUUUGACAAGAGCCACAGCAAGAUCACCGUAUUUCAGUGGAUCAUCAGCUUUCUCUCCUAUAGUCUCCUCAGACAAAGAGACCAUUGAAAUUAUAGAUCUAGCUAAGAAAGAUUUAGAGAAGCUGAAAAGAAAAGAAAAGAAGAAGAAAAAAAGGCUACAGAAACUUGAGGAAAGCAAUCGAGAAGACAGAAGUGUGGCUGGUAAAGAGGAUACUAUAGACACUGACCAAGAGAAGAAAGAAGAAAAGGGUAUUUCAGAAAAAGAAAGCAGUGAGUUAGAAGUUGAAGAAAGUCAAGAAGUGAGUGAUCAUGAAGACGAGGAAGAGGAAGAGGAGGAGGAGGAAGAUGACAUAGAAGGGGGUGAAAGCUCCGAUGAAUCAGAUUCCGAAUCAGAUGAAAAAGCCAAUUAUCAAGCAGACUUAGCAAACAUUACUUGUGAAAUUGCAAUCAAGCAAAAGCUGAUUGAUGAACUAGAAAACAGCCAGAGAAGACUGCAGACCCUGAAAAAACAAUAUGAAGAGAAGCUAAUGAUGCUGCAACAUAAAAUUCGGGACACUCAGCUUGAAAGAGACCAGGUGCUUCAAAACUUAGGCUCAGUGGAAUCUUACUCAGAAGAAAAGGCAAAAAAAGUUAGGUCAGAAUAUGAAAAAAAACUGCAAGCCAUGAAUAAAGAACUACAGAGACUUCAGACAGCUCAGAAAGAGCAUGCAAGGUUACUAAAAAAUCAGUCCCAAUACGAAAAGCAAUUGAAGAAAUUACAGCAGGAUGUGAUGGAAAUGAAAAAAACAAAGGUUCGCCUAAUGAAACAAAUGAAAGAAGAACAAGAAAAAGCCAGGCUGACAGAGUCUAGAAGAAACAGAGAGAUUGCUCAGUUGAAAAAGGAUCAGCGUAAAAGAGAUCAUCAACUUAGACUCCUGGAAGCCCAAAAAAGAAACCAAGAAGUGGUUCUUCGUCGCAAAACGGAAGAGGUCACAGCUCUUCGUCGGCAAGUAAGGCCCAUGUCAGAUAAAGUUGCUGGGAAAGUCACUCGGAAGCUGAGCUCAUCUGAUAGCCCUGUUCAGGACACAGGUCCCAGUGCCACUGCCAUGGAAACAGAUGCAUCGCGGGCUGGAGCCCAGCAGAGGAUGAGAGUUCCCGUGGCAAGAGUCCAGGCCUUACCAACUCCCACAACAAACGGAACCAGGAAAAAAUAUCAGAGGAAAGGACUGACCGGCAGAGUGUUUAUUUCCAAGACCGCCCGCAUGAAGUGGCAGCUUCUUGAACGAAGAGUCACAGACAUCAUCAUGCAGAAAAUGACCAUUUCCAAUAUGGAGGCCGAUAUGAAUAGGCUCCUCAAGCAACGGGAAGAACUCACAAAAAGACGAGAGAAACUUUCAAAAAGAAGGGAAAAGAUAAUCAAGGAGAGUGGAGAGGGAGAUAAAAGCGUGGUUAACAUCAGUGAGGAGAUGGAGUCAUUAACGGCUAAUAUAGAUUACAUCAAUGACAGUAUUUCUGAUUGUCAAGCCAACAUCAUGCAGAUGGAAGAAGCAAAGGAAGAAGGAGAAACGUUGGAUGUCACUGCGGUCAUCAAUGCUUGCACACUAACAGAAGCCCGGUACCUGCUGGAUCACUUCCUGUCAAUGGGCAUCAAUAAGGGUCUUCAGGCUGCCCAGAAGGAGGCUCAAAUUAAAGUACUUGAAGGUCGGCUUAAGCAAACUGAAAUAACCAGUGCUACGCAAAACCAGCUCUUAUUCCACAUGUUGAAAGAGAAAGCAGAAUUAAAUCCUGAGCUAGAUGCUCUACUCGGCCACGCUUUACAAGAUCUAGAUAGCGUACCGUUAGAAAAUGUAGAGGACAGCACUGAUGACGAUGUUCCUUUACACAGCCCAGGAUCAGAAGGCGGCUCACUGUCUUCAGACCUUAUGAAGCUUUGUGGUGAAGUGAAGCCAAAAAGCAAGGCUCGAAGGAGAACCACCACUCAAAUGGAAUUGCUGUAUGCAGAUAGCAGUGAACUAGCUUCAGACACUAGUGCAGGAGAUGCCUCCUUGCCUGGCCCUCUUACACCUGUCGCAGAAGGGCAAGAGAUUGGAAUGCAUACUGAGACCAGUACUUCUGCUAGGGAAAAAGAGCUCCCUCCCCCAUCUGGCUUCCCUUCUAAGAUAGGCAGCAUUUCCAGACAGUCAUCUCUGUCAGAAAAAAAACUACCAGAGCCUUCCCCCGUAGCGAGGAGAAAGGCGUAUGAGAAAGCAGAAAAACCAAAGACCAAGGAGCACAAGCACUCAGAUUCUGGAGCCUCAGAGGCUAGCCUUUCACCUCCGUCUUCCCCACCGAGCCGGCCCCGUAAUGAGCUGAAUGUUUUUAAUCGUCUCACUGUUUCUCAGGGACACACAUCAGUUCAGCAGGAUAAGGGCAUAAUCAACCCAUUUCCCGCUUCAAAAGGAAUCAGAACGUCCCCCCUUCAGUGUGUGCACAGAGCUGAAGGGCACACAAAAGCUGUGCUCUGUGUGGAUGCUACUGAUGAUCUUCUCUUCACUGGAUCAAAAGAUCGUACUUGUAAAGUAUGGAAUCUGGUGACUGGGCAGGAAAUAAUGUCACUGGGGGGUCAUCCCAACAAUGUCGUAUCUGUGAAAUACUGUAAUUAUACCAGUUUGGUCUUCACAGUGUCCACAUCUUAUAUUAAGGUGUGGGAUAUCAGAGAUUCAGCAAAGUGCAUUCGAACGCUAACGUCUUCAGGUCAAGUUACUAUUGGAGAUGCUUGUUCUGCAAGUACCAGCCGGACAGUUGCUAUUCCUUCUGGGGAAAACCAGAUCAAUCAGAUUGCACUAAACCCAACUGGCACCUUCCUCUACGCAGCUUCUGGAAAUGCAGUCAGAAUGUGGGAUCUUAAAAGGUUUCAGUCCACAGGAAAGUUAACAGGACACCUAGGCCCUGUUAUGUGUCUUAUUGUAGAUCAGAUUUCCAGCGGACAAGACCUAAUCAUCACCGGUUCCAAGGAUCACUACAUCAAAAUGUUUGAUGUAACUGAAGGCGCUCUUGGAACUGUGAGUCCCACCCACAAUUUCGAGCCCCCUCAUUAUGAUGGCAUUGAAGCACUAACCAUGCAAGGGGAUAACCUCUAUAGUGGGUCCAGAGACAAUGGAAUCAAGAAAUGGGAUCUAGCUCAAAAAGACCUUCUACAGCAAGUUCCGAACGCACACAAGGAUUGGGUCUGUGCCCUGGGAAUGGUGCCAGGCCACCCCGUUCUGCUCAGUGGCUGCAGAGGGGGCAUUUUGAAACUCUGGAACAUGGAUAACCUUGUGCCAGUCGGAGAGAUGAAAGGUCAUGAUAGCCCUAUCAAUGCCAUCUGUGUUAAUUCCACCCACGUCUUUACUGCAGCUGAUGAUCGAACUGUGAGAAUUUGGAAGGCUCGGAAUUUGCAAGAUGGCCAGAUGUCUGACACAGGCGAUCUGGGGGAAGAUAUUGCCAGCAGUUAAACAACGAAGAGAGUCAUAAACUGAAUAUUGCGAUCACGCUCUCUGUGCUCUUUAUGGAAAAUGUCGCCCUGCAUUUAUUAGGCAAAAUUGUUAAUGGGAUUAACUGAGAAGUAUACCUGAGUCCAACUGCUGAAUAUUAAUGGUAUUAUUGGUAUUAAUGGUAAAAUUGUGUACUAUCCUGUGUGCUUAAUUUUAAUAUCUACCAAUGCGUAUAUAUCCUAUAAUUGAUAUACUGCUUGAUUCGCACUUGUAUCGUGGCUGGAUUUUUGUGCCUAGCUAUUAAAAAAACACCUUCAAAUUAUCUGAAAUACAAGAUAUCUGCUUUUUGUGACAGUCAGAAAAUACACCUGGAAUACAGUGUGACCCCCUGUUAACUCAUUCAUAUAGUCUGUUCAGCUGAUUUACAUAUUUAAACAUGUUGAGAAUGUUAGUCAAACUGUGGUCUGCUUGUCUAGUAUUUAUAUCAGUCUACAGAGGGUUCCCAAAUUUGAAAGCUCUUUUGAUGUCAUGGAAAAGAGAUGUGAGAGUAGUAUCGAUGAUGAUUUUUCAUAAAGUGGAGUUGACCUUAAUCUACUAACACAGAAUGUUAAACAGUUUGUGUUAAACCUUGGUGUUUACUUGUAUUGACCAAAGUUUUGCAGCUGAGCUCUACUCUGUGCUCAGGACUAAAAUGCUGUUAAACUGUUUCGUUAGUGCAUACGUUCUGUGAUGGGAAACAUUUUUUGAUGUCCUAACAGAAAUAUAUUUUGAUCUAUUUUCCUAUGGAGUUGUUUCUAUUAUCACCUUUUCAUUUCACUUUUAUUUAAUAGUAGUAUUUCUUUCCCUUUUUAUCUAAUUUUUUAUAUGCUGCUAAAUAUAUUUUAAGUAUAAUGUGUUUGCAAACCUUGGUAGCCAUGAUGAGAACUGUAUUAUCUGUAGUAGGAAAAGCUAUGUAAAUAGGGUAGAUUGUAAAGAGAGAAUGUCAUGUUGUAACUGUAUGAAUUUUUAAAUGCUGUAGAUUGGAUUUUGGAAAAGAAUGUGUAAUUUAUCUGUCUGCUCAGAAUAAUUAAUUUGUAAAUUCUGCGAGUUUAAUUUUUAUGUGGAUGAUGUGACACUUGAAAAUAUUGUCUUGUGAUUUUUUUUUCCCUGAAAAUAUUUGCUUGUAAAUGAAAGCUUAGCGAGGGCUUCAAUAAACAUACUGCUAUGAAUUA